ACUCGUUCAGUUAGUUUUUUACACUAAAUAUAUUUAAAUAAUUGUAUAUUAUUUUAAUUACACUAUUUAAUACUUUUAUAGUGAAGUGUACAAUUUAAAUAUGACCAGUGGCUAGACAACAACUGCAUUCUCUACAAUGUAUUUUGAGAUUGAAAACACUCCAGAACAUAUCAAAAGAAGUCGUCGUUUGCAAGCAGUACAGAAAAAUUCGCCUAAAGAAGAAUGUCCCCGCCUUGUUUUGGCCCCAUUCUCCAGACCUCCCCAAGUAGUCUUUGAGAAUGUCCUUGUUGGUACUACGUGUGAAAGAAAUUUGGAAGUAUUUAAUCCUUCGAAACAUGUUCAACAGAUUACACUGGGACGAAGUCUUCCCCCUGGACUUAUUAUAGCAUUGCCUGAAGAAUGGCUAGUGUUGGAGCCAGAAUCAUGUUACUAUUUGACAAUGCUGUGGACCCCAAUGCAGCCAACAGCAUUACGAGAAACAAUACGCUUCACCAAUGAAAAUAGGGGCAGAUAUGAUGUGGUUAUUGUGCUUAAGUCUCGAAUGCAGGUGAAAGAAAAAUCUAGCAAAUCUAAGGUUUUCAAAAUAUCCCCAAAUAAAAUGAAAAAGAAAGGAUCAAAGAAAUCCCCUGUUUCCAUUUAUAAGAAAAAGUCAGAAAUUAUUUAUAACACAACUAAAAUAAAAAAAUCUGUUAACGUGAUUCAGUCCAAACAGCAUAGGGUAUUGCAACCAUCAAAUAAAGAUAAUGUAUCUAUGUACAAUGAUUAUUCCAUUGAGUCACAUCAAGUGAAAUGUCCAUUUGACUAUCCAGACAACAUCAACUUUACAUUUGAUACAUCUGAAGUGUUUUCGAAUAUGAGAAAGCCAAAGUCUGAUUUCUUACAACAAGUAUAUGAUCAACCUUACACAACUAAUACCAAUAGACAGGUACAAAAACAAAAUAUUAAGUUAUCAAAAAAACAACAUAACACGUUAGAUACAGAUGUAUUUGAUAAUCUUACUUUUACCCCCCUCAAGAGCUUCCCUGCAACAAACGAUAAAUUGGAAAAAGGCCCUCAAAUAAUACUAAGCAUGAAUUCAGAAAGUGAUAGCAGUUUGGAUAUGAAAACAUCCAACAAAGAAAAUGAAACCCAUUCAAUAAUCAGCAUAGUAUCAACACAGUCUAACAAAUGGAUGACUGUAAAUCAUCACACACAAGUCGAAAACCAAUAUGCAGAAACACCUACACUUAUAAAUAAGAAAAUUCCCAAUACAUCAUCACCAAAGGAGUUUAAUAGCCCUAAUUUUACCAUUAAUACAGAAUUCUCACGUAUAAGUGACCUAUCCUUUUAUCCUCAAAGAUUUUCAACUGAGAGAAAGGGAUUACCUACAGUAAAUAAUGAAAUACAUGACUUAGUUGAUGAUAUGAAUUCAAAUAUUAAAGUUAGUUCAGAUACCUAUACUAAAGAAUCACCAAAUACACCAAUGGAUCCACACAACAUACAUACCGAAAAUAGACAUCCUUAUUUCUUUUUGAGAGAUCAACCAAAAAUGUGCAGGCAAGCUCUAUUUAAAGAAUAUCAGCAGCAGAAGGAUGCUUACGAUAGAAAUUAUCUGCAUCCAGUUGAAAGUAACAUAUGGCAUAAAGAUUAUCGAAGUGAAAUGAAAUCACCUCCUAGAUCUCUUACCCCACCACUUCAGUCUAUACCAGAAGAAAGCACACAAUUUUCUGAAAUGCAAGUUUUUGAUAAAUCUGAUAAGCAAACUUCUACAUUCACUAUAAACGACCGCACGUUUGAAAAAACAAGGGCUUCUAUAAAUAAUAGACAGUCAUGGUCGAAAAAAGCUGUCAUUAAAGCAGAACCAGAUAUUUGGAAGAUACCAGUAUCAGUACCUAAGAAAUCAUUAAAACCUAAAAGUAGUCUGCGUGGUAAAGAAUCAUUGGGGACUAGCAUAUACAAUGUAACAUAUGAAGGCAAUAGUACCAAAACUAAUCACAAUCUAUCUAUGAAUCGGAUAGGAAAUGUAUAUUCACAGUCUUCAACAGUGGAUCCAUUUUUGUCAUCUACCUAUUUUUAUGAUGAAGAAGCUGUAGAUAAGUUUGAAAAGGAAUUUAAGAGAUGGCUGAACUGUAUAUUAACACCUCCAGCUGAUUUGGACAGCAAUGUGGAACAAAAAAUUGACGUAGGCAAAGCUUGGAUUGAGAAUCGAAACAGGGAAGUUCCUGCUGCGCCCACUAAAGAACAAGUCUGUAGUAAGUAUCACAACAGUCAUAGAUUGGAAAGUCUACGAAGGGCAGCGAGAGCCUUGUUAAUGAGUACGGAAAUGACUCUAGUUUUCCAAAAACUAACUGCACAAAUUGAGAAAAAGUUAAUUGCUAUCAGAACUGAUAGAAAUCUUCAUUUAGAUGUUGGAUUACAAAAAAUAAUCAUGGAGUUGUUACUUUCUUACAAUCCACUGUGGCUUCGUAUUGGAUUAGAGGCUAUAUAUGGCAUUGUAUUGCCAUUGAAAUCGAACAGUGACAUAGAAGGACUAACUACAUUUAUUAUUCAAAGAUUAUUUAAAAAUCCACAUUUGAAAAACAAACAUUCCAAAUCAAAUGCACCCAAUAUGCUUUUACCUGCGUAUAUGGAAGCUAUAAAAAAAUUUACACUGAAAAAAUUUUUUAUGCUUGUAUUUUUCUUAGAUCAAGCUAAACAGAGAAAAUUAAUAUCACAUGAUCCCUGCCUAUUCUGCAGGAACGCAGUAUGCAAGGAAAGUAGAGAAAUUAUUAUUAGAUUUACAAGAGAGCUUAUUGCUGGUAUAGGUGAUAUUACAAAACAUCUCCGACCGUUGGGUUACGUAGUUAGCCAUAAGCAGUCUUAUUUAGAUGAGUACAAAUACGCUGUUCACAAUAUAGCUCUCGACAUUAGGGAUGGCGUUAGACUAACUAAAGUAAUGGAAAUAAUUUUAAUUAAAAAUGGUUUACUGAACCAGCUGCGAACACCCGCUAUAUCGCGUUUGCAGAAAAUACACAAUGUUCAAGUGGCUCUAAAUGCAUUGAAAGAAGCGAAUUUUGUAAUCCAUGGCGAUAUUGCUGCGAACGAUAUUGCUGAUGGCCACCGAGAAAAGACAUUAUCGCUGUUAUGGCAGAUUAUUCAUGAAUUCCGCGCUCCAUUGUUCGAAAAAGCAGCAAAUGUCAUACAGACUUGGUGGAGAAAGAAAUUUGAAGUUAUUAUGGAAAAAAGGAAAGAAGAAGAAAAACGUCUGCAACAAAAAAAUUACGCAGCAUGCGUGAUACAAUGUUGGUGGCGUCGAAUUCAAUACAAUCGUCUGGUUGAAUGGAAAAUGCACCAAGUUACUACUGCUACAAUUACAAUACAAAAAUACUGUCGUAUGUGGCUCUCUCGGACUCGAUUGCGUAAAAUCAAAACCAGUGUACUAAUUAUUGAAAAUUGGUAUAGAUCAAAAACAAUGAUAAAGGAAGCAAAAGUAAUACUUUUAAAAUUAAAACAGGAGAAACAAGAGCAAAUAUUAGGGUCUACUAUAAUAAUACAGAGUUAUGUUAGACGGUGGAUAUGUAUGAAACAAUAUAAAUUAAAAAUCCAGAAAACGAUAUUCAUUCAGAGCUUUGUCCGUUCCUAUCUUACUAGAAAGCAAUAUCUGCUAGUUAGAAAGGCUGUCAUUUAUACUCAACAGAAAUACAGAGGGAAAAGACUCAUGAGAAUAGAAAUGAAAAUUCUGGCUGAAAAACGACGAAGUGCUAUUGCGAUACAAAGCUUUUAUAGAAUGAUAAGAGAUUACAGGGUGUAUCAGAAACUUAAAAAAGCUGUCAGCAUUGUAGAAGAACACUACAUAGCAUUACUGAAAAUGAGGAACGAAAGAAGUAAUUACUUAAAACAAAAAAAAUGUGCUAUCAUACUCCAGACAUACUAUCAUGCUUUCAAAAUUCGGAAGGAAUAUUUAAGACAAAGAAAUAUUAUUGUCAGAUUACAAAGAAAAGUAAAAGCUAAUCAGCUUAUGAAGAAAGAAAAAAAUAACUAUUUGAAUACUAGAAAAGCUACUGUUGUUUUACAAAAAUAUAUUAAAUCUUAUCUUGUUAUGAAGAAAACACGCGAUGAUUAUUUGGCUCAACGAAAAUCUGUAAUCUUAAUACAAACUUAUUUUAGAACAUAUUUAGUAGGAACGUUACAGAGAAAGAACUACCUCCAACUACGAAGUGCAACGGUUAGCAUUCAAAAUUUCUUCCGUAGUUUCCAAAAAAUGCGGAAAGAAAGGGCUGCUUUCUUAAAAUUAAAACAUUCAGCUGUCUACAUUCAAAGACGAUAUAGGGCUCAAGCUCUGAUGAAACAAUGUAAAGAGUAUUAUGAUAAUUUACGAGCAACAAUUAUUACAGUCCAGCUCAAAUUUAGGGCUCAAAGGUUAAUGAAGAAGGAAAGGCUUUAUUAUUUGAGACUGAAGUCAUCUUGUUUAAUCAUUCAAAAUGCAUACAGAGCAUAUGCUUUAGGAAAAUGUCAAAGACAAGAUUUCGUAAACAAAAAACAAGCUGCUAUUUUAAUACAAAGAUGGUAUAGGAAUAUAAAGAAAUGUAGACAUGUAAUGGAUGAAUAUCAUCAAACAAAACAAGCUUGUGUAACAAUACAGAGAGUUUAUAGAGCGUAUGUAAUUGCGAGAAUCCAAAGGCGAGAGUAUAUUAAAAUUAAGACUGCAACAAUAUGCAUACAGAAAUACUAUCGAGCGUAUAUUGAAAUGAAAACGGUUAGACAAGAAUACAUACAACUUAAAGCUUCUACCGUGACUAUUCAAAGAUUUUACAGAUCAUAUGUGGAUACCAAACGACACAGAGAAUUAUUUUUAAGAACAAAAAUUUCAGCUUUACUUAUUCAAAAUUAUUAUAAACGAUUUAAAGAAAGUAAAGUUACUAGACAAACAUAUUGUGACUUAAGAAAUGCAACAAUUUUUAUUCAACGGAAGUAUCGCAGCAUUUGUGCUACGAAAAUACAAAGAGAUCAUUUUCUGAAAUUAAAAAAUGCUGCACUGGUCGUGCAACAAAAAUAUAGAGCAUUGCAAGCAAUGAAACAAACAAGACUAGCCUACCUAAAGUUACGUUCUGCUGCUGUUAUUCUUCAGACGAGAUACAGGGCUCGGUUGUGUAUGAUACAAGAAAAUAGCAAAUACGUAUCAAAAGUCAAAGCAUGUAUUUAUAUACAAAGAUUUUACAGGGCCUAUAUGCUGUGUAAGAAACACCGGAAAGAUUAUUUGGAAUUAAAGAAUUCCACCUUUAUUUUACAACACAGGUAUAGGGCAUUACUUGCUAUGCGAAAGGAGAGACAAUCCUACGUAAAAACACGAUUAGCUGUUAUUACCCUUCAGAGAAAAUAUAGAGCACGACAUUUGAUGUUGCAAGAGAAAUCUAAAUUUAUAAGAAUGUUACAGGCUUGUGUAAUUAUUCAGAAAACGUACAGAUCUUAUUUGUUAGGUAAAAGACAAAGAUUGGAGUACAUGCGAUUGAAAUGUGCGACCAUUACUAUUCAAAAAUGGUUUAGAGCAACUUGGGAAACCAGAUGUAUACGAACUCGAUAUCUACAGCUAAAGAAAAUAGUUAUAUUUACGCAGCGUCUCUACAGAGCGAAGAAACACUCUCGUGAAUCGCGACGAUUAGUUGCUGCAAAAAAAAUUCAAACUUGGUUCAGAUGUAAACAAAUCCAAAAUACAUGUCGUAACAAUUAUCUGAAUUUUAAAAGGAAUUGUAUUACUGUGCAGUCCAUUAUUCGCAUGUAUAUUCAACGGAAAAGAUAUUUUAAACUUAAAUGCGCGAUUUUAUCCAUACAAAAAUACUACCGCGCUCAUAUUUUAGCUGUAACCUCAAGGCGACAUUACUUACAAAUCAGAAAAUCCGUUAUCAAGUUACAAGCUUGGUUCAAAGGAUACAAAACUCGAAAAUGUUAUUUGAAUAUGCGCAGAGCUGCAUUGGUUAUACAAACUGCCUAUCGGUCCAAGAAACAACGAGAGCAGAUCAAAGCUCAUAGAGAACGCGCUGCGAUAUGUUUACAGAAAUAUUUCAGACGGUACCUAGUUCAAUCGAGAUAUCGAAAGUACAGAGAAAAAGUUAUUUAUAUUCAAAGAAUAUGGAGAGGAAAGUUAGUGACAAGACUGAUGCAUUGUGAUUUUUUCCAAAAAAGACAAGUUAUAAUUAAAUUACAAUCUGUUAUCAGAGGGUAUUUAGUGAGAAAACAAGUCCAAUUUAAAAAGGAGCAUGUACUACAGCUCAAAGAAGAGAACAGGAAAAAUUGGGCAGCAUCAAAAAUUCAGGCUCUCUUCCGUGGACAUCGAACUCGUGUGAUCAUUGCCGGAAACAGACGAGUAGCCGAUCUCCGGCGCAGAUGGCAGGAAGGAGCAUUAAAUUCUGACCAACCGACUUUGAAGGAACGCAACGAGGAUGCCAUGGACGUCUUGCGAAAUAUGUCUGAUAUUGAAACAGUAAUAAGAGCAUUCAGAUCACUUGAACUACUAACAGAAGUAUUCCCUAUGAUGUAUAAUAAAAAUGCAUCAUCCAUUGUGCACAGAGUUUAUAUCUAUAUGUCUGUGACAAAUAGAUCCAUUUCUAGCAUAGAAGUGUUAAAAUGUGCUGCUUCAGUCCUAGUUAAUUUGACUAGAUAUAAAAUAACUGGACCAAAAAUAUACUCUAGGAUUCGCAUACCACCUAUUUUGAAGUUCAUGUGGAGAUUUAGCAAUAGUGAGACCUACUUAUUCUGCAUACUAUCAACAUAUCUUUGGCUUUUUUCGAAAUAUGAUGAUGUCAGAGAGGAUCUAAUAGAAUUUCUACACAUACCUGAAUACUAUAAAAUGUUACUGACUAUCAAAGGCAAUAUUGAUAGAAUGAAGAGAAUGGCGAGUAAUACAACGCGAAGUAAAUAUAGCACGCCGCAAACUGCAAAAUUUGUGUCACAUACUGGAAAUCAAUCUCUAAACUACAGUCUUUGCAGCAACCAUAACAGUGCUCGAAUACCACUACCCGCCUUAGAACCAGACUAUGGUAUUAUAAGAGCUGAUAAGCCACGCUAUUUUGAAGACGCCGGACAAGCUAUAACUUGCCUAUUUUCUACAUAUAAGUUAUAGAUUCUUUUGAUACUUUAGUAUUUAUAUAGGUAGUAUACUAUUGCCUUAAGGAAACCCAAUUUAUUUUUAUAUUAAAUUAUAAGUGAGACAAAUUCU
Messenger RNA from Achroia grisella, 7171 nucleotides. It is a transcript of the gene asp, whose product is annotated as abnormal spindle-like microcephaly-associated protein homolog. Gene Ontology annotation, molecular function: protein binding. The coding region runs from base 137 to 7075 and encodes 2312 amino acids. Gene Ontology annotation, biological process: spindle organization; establishment of meiotic spindle localization; mitotic cell cycle. Gene Ontology annotation, cellular component: spindle pole. The record is from RefSeq and is a predicted model, not a curated record. The transcript has 8 exons. NCBI's taxonomy places the organism in Eukaryota, Metazoa, Arthropoda, Insecta, Lepidoptera, Pyralidae.